Messenger RNA from Acyrthosiphon pisum (pea aphid), 1061 nucleotides. RefSeq lists its product as uncharacterized. Bases 735 to 1061 code for a protein of 108 amino acids. NCBI's taxonomy places the organism in Eukaryota, Metazoa, Arthropoda, Insecta, Hemiptera, Aphididae. The transcript has 2 exons. The record is from RefSeq and is a predicted model, not a curated record.
GUUCAGGAACAGUCGAAUGUUGAAGCUACAUUUAUUGAAAACAUUGCAACAAAUUCCUCGUGUUCCGAGUAUUCCACAAAUGAUGAUGAGCUUCCAAAAAGUAAUAAUGAUGGUAUUAUGGUAAGUUAUUAAAAUAUGUUAAGUUCAAACUAAUUACAGGAACUACAAAUACUUAAUAAUUUUAGUCCAAUGAAGAACAUGAAGAUGAACAAGAUCAAUACAUUAAUUUAAAACUUAACCACCGAGCAAGUCAAACCCAAAAGACAUCACACAAAAACUGUUCAGGUGAGGUGCAGUUAUAAUAAUUGCGUUUUACAGUAAAAAAUAAAAUAUUCUUCUCAAUAAUUGUUGAUUGAAACCAAUGCAAAAAUUAUAUUUAUAAUUUCUAGUCUUAUUGUAUUUGUUUUAGAUACCAAUAAAGAAUGCUGUUGUAACACUUUAAGACGUUCAAUAAAAAAAAAAGAAGAGGCAAUACUUACACAGAUUUUAUUAUGUAAUACUAAUCAAACCAAAAUAUGCACCUAUUUAGAAAGUCUGGACAAAAAAAUAAAUAAACUUCUCGAGAUGGAUAAUCGGUCUAGUUCUGCAUUUCCUCAACCAAAAUUACCAGCAUCGUUUGUUGAUUUAUUGCCAAUAGGCUCAAAUGAAGCAUUAUAUGCUGUGGAAAGUCUGUUACAAGUUGAAGGUUGUAUUAAAAAUAAAGAAGAAUUAGUAAGUUAUUAUAUAAUAAUUAUAUGAUUGCUUUAUUAGAUCUGAUGAAUAUUGCGUUUCUUUGUCAGUUAAUUAUAUUAUUUUGUUUAAUGCAGAAGACCUUUUUAUUACUGAAAAUUGGCAACCAACAUAAUUCGUUAAACAGUGCAGUUACUGCUAUUUUCGACUUUUGUUUUGAAAGAUCCUAUGUAUCCAUCUUCAGCUAUCACGGGAGAACUAAAAAAUCAUUCAAAUCUCUUGGAAUAUUUCAAGUUAUGCAAGAUACCCUUUCUGGUCGUGUAAGCUCACCCCAAGACACAGAUACAAUAACAAAAGUCAUUAUUAAUAUAUUAAAACAUGCAAAAAAGUAA